Mycena indigotica is the source of this 1101-nucleotide messenger RNA. Its product is annotated as AB hydrolase-1 domain-containing protein. NCBI's taxonomy places the organism in Eukaryota, Fungi, Basidiomycota, Agaricomycetes, Agaricales, Mycenaceae. The record is from RefSeq and is a predicted model, not a curated record. The transcript has 3 exons. The coding region runs from base 1 to 1101 and encodes 366 amino acids.
AUGAGAAACGACAUCAAGUAUAUAUUGCAUGGCGGACUGUCUAAUGAGCGAAUAACCCUCAUGUCUUUCUCCCAACACACGCUCAAGCUCGCGAAUAAUUUGGAGUUCCGUUAUACAGAUAGCGGUGCCCCGGCCUUGUCGACUGAUUAUACGACUUUGGUUGGAAUUCAUGGGAUGGGGUUCAAUGGAGGUCAAGCUGCUUACGGGUUUGAACGGGUUCAUGAACACGCACACAAGAGCAACAUGCGGACCAUAUUCAUCAACCGACGCGACUACCGCGGCUCAACGCCGUACGCCGAGGAGGAGUUGGCCCACAUACGGUCUGGGAAAGAAAGCAUGUUUGCCGACUUGGGCCUGGAGGUCGCAAUGGUAUUGGAGUACUUCGUCGACGCUGGUAAGAUCGGAGGCGGUGGAAUUGUCGUGUUUGGAUGGAGUCAGGCCGUGCUGUGGGUCUUGCCGCUGCUGGCGACUGCGGAAGCAUUCGACGCAGGCUUGUAUGAGAAGUUGGAGCCUCAUCUUCGCGGUGUUGUGUUAUAUGACCCUGCCUUCAAAGUCCCAGAGUUUACACCGGUCUCAGACACUAGUGCCACAGCCGCCGAUCCAGAGAGCGCGGGGAAAGCAUUCGGGAAAUGGGUUAGCGGGUAUUUUCACCACCCUGGCGGCGUUCCGUCAUGGGAUGCAGCACCGACCCGGUAUACCCUGGACAAAUGGACCGCCGAAGAGGUUGAGCGAUGGUGCGAGCUCACGGUGGGCAUGAGGACUAUUCCAACUAGGUUUGUGGCGGUUGCAUUUGAGUAUCAGGCUGAUCUUCGCAGUGUCGAGGAAACAGCCCAGAUGAAUAGCAGUCUCGAAACGAUGACCAACAGAGCCUUUUUCGACGAUUCGAUGAUUUCGAAGCGCUUUCCUAGAGCGCAUUUCCUAUAUCUCCAUGGUACAGAGUCUCCCGCCUUGUGUGUUUCGGCGUAUGUCGGCUUCAAGGAGCGGACUGACAAAGACAAAACCUCGAGAAGAGUCACAUUCGCGGUGGUACCGGAGGCGAAUCAUUUUGUGAGUCGUUGGGUAGCCAUAUAUCGCCUAAUUUCCUUGCCAGAUGCACUAUGA